AUGCCAGGAGUCGUUGAAGAAUCUCUGCGCCAACAGCCACUGCCAGUCAAUGGCGGCAAGGCCUCAUUCAAGGGCGAUAAAUAUGGCAAAUACCAUCCCGCAGACCCCCGCAAAUUAGACCUCGAGUCCAACUUUGGCCCAAUGGACCCAAAUACCAUUGGCUAUCUCCAACCGACUUCUGCAGACACCCCCAUUGACAUAAUGCGAGAACGUUUCGAUAGGGAUGGCUAUCUUCAUGUCAAGGGUCUUUUGCCCGUGGAGCCCGUCUUGAAGUGCCGCGCCGCUUACUUUUCCCACAUGUCGCCGAGCGGUCUGCUUCAACCCGGCAGUGACCCCAUAUCAGGAACCUAUUCAGGUGCCAACCCGCGAAAGUAUCUACCUCCCGGAAACUUGCGUCGACUGUUUGGACUCAAGGACGACCCCGAGAGCGACAAGUAUGUGGAGCUCAUGAUUUCUGCGCACGAGGCCGAUUUCUAUAUCAACUUUUGCAAGAUUCCCGAGCUGCGCGAGUUUGUAAGCAAGUUCAACGGCUGGUCCAACCCAACCAUGCUGCAGCGCACAAUGCUACGAGCAUUUGUGCCAAACAGCGAGCUCACACCCGUUCAUUUCGAUCAAAUGUACCUUCGCGCCGGCCCACCAACCAGCCUCACUGCGUGGGUGCCAAUCGGGAAUAUCUCCCUUGAGGGCGGUGGGCUGAUGUACCUCGAAAAGUCGACAGAUAUCGGAAAGAAGACGGAAGAUGGCUUUGCAGCCAACGCCAGCAACUUGACAGACGAGGAGCGAGUUAGCGCAUUCAACAAGAACAUGCAUGACGGCGGCUUCCUCAGUCGCGACACGGUUGCCUAUGGCAAGGAGGCCAGUAGAAAAUGGCUGAUGACCGAGUACGAGGUUGGCGAUGUCAUCUUUCACAACCCGUACAUGGUUCAUGCGAGUUGCAAGAACAAGGAUCCCAACGGUGCCAUUCGUCUGGCGACAGAUUUGAGAUUUGUUGAUUCAGAGAAGCCGUACGACACACGCUGGAUGAAGGUUUACAGACCAUUGGACGGAUUAUGA
This is a messenger RNA of Pestalotiopsis fici W106-1, 1053 nucleotides long. RefSeq lists its product as uncharacterized. The transcript has 2 exons. The record is from RefSeq and is a predicted model, not a curated record. NCBI's taxonomy places the organism in Eukaryota, Fungi, Ascomycota, Sordariomycetes, Amphisphaeriales, Sporocadaceae. The coding region runs from base 1 to 1053 and encodes 350 amino acids.